AUGCAUUGUAUGCGAACCCCAGCCUUACGCAUUUUUCUUCCUAACUUUUUUCCCUUUAAUAUUCCGUCUGUCCAUAUAAACAUUCUCCAAUCCUCUUCACUCUUAUUUUUUUGCUAUUUCUCAUUCGUCCUCCCACGCAAUCAUCAAAGCCCCCCCCCUCUCUCUCUCUCUCUCUUCACUCAGACCCCAUAUCGACACAACUGCUCUAUAUACGUGCUGCUGCUGCUUCUACCGCUUCUUCUUUUUCUUCUUCCCCUCCUCUUCCUUUUCCUUCUUCUUUUCCUCCUCCUUCCUCUUCACUUCUUCUUAUUUGUGCUAUAUUGUUUUCAGAAUAUAUCUACCAUUUUCUCCUCUUUUUUCUUUCUCUCUCUCCUCGUCUCUCUCACUUUUUUCUUUCUUUUUUUUCUUUCUGUCAUUCUUUCUUCCAUUUUUUCUUUCCGCUACUCUCUCUUUCUCUCUUUCUACUAUUAUGUCUUUCUUUCUUCCUUACUUCCAGUCAUUAUUUUUUCUCUCUUUCUGCCAUUCUUUCUUUUUUCUGCUAUUCUUUCUUUCUCACUUUCUAUGAAGCUUUCUUUCUUUCAGUCAUUUUCUCUUUUUAUCUCUCUUUCUGCCAUUGUUUCUUUCUUUUGCCUUUCUUCCUUUCUUUCUGCCAUUCUUUCUUUCUUUGUUUCUGCUAUUCUUUAUUUCUUUCCGCCAUUCUUUCUUUCUUUUGCCUUUAUUCCUUUCUUUCAUUCUGCCAUUCUUUCUUUCUUUCUUUUUUUCUCUCUUUCUUUCUUUUUGCUAUUCUUUAUUUCUUUCAGCCAUUAUUUCUUUCUCUCUUUCUGCCAUUCUUUCUUUCUUUCCUUUUUGCUUUUCUUCCUUUCUCUCUGCCAUUCUGUCUUUCUUUCUUUAUUUAUUUAUUUCAGCCAUUAUUUCUUUCUCUCUUUCUACCAUUCUUUCUUUCUUGUCUAUCAUACAUUCCCCUCACAUUCCCCGUUAUAUUUUUUUCCCCUUUGUGCUGUGCAUAUUCGCACGGUUUGA
This is a messenger RNA of Acanthosepion pharaonis, 1020 nucleotides long. The record is from the annotation of a GenBank genome assembly. Lineage: Eukaryota; Metazoa; Mollusca; Cephalopoda; Sepiida; Sepiidae.